Pseudocercospora fijiensis CIRAD86 is the source of this 1552-nucleotide messenger RNA. RefSeq lists its product as uncharacterized. Gene Ontology annotation, cellular component: membrane; clathrin vesicle coat. The record is from RefSeq and is a predicted model, not a curated record. The coding region runs from base 1 to 774 and encodes 257 amino acids. The transcript has a single exon. Gene Ontology annotation, biological process: endocytosis. Lineage: Eukaryota; Fungi; Ascomycota; Dothideomycetes; Mycosphaerellales; Mycosphaerellaceae.
AUGUCAAUAAGUGGUCCUACCACAGGCCAACUCCUCCCAGACUCUGCAAUACAACGCGUCCUCUUCAUAACCCCGACAGUCCACAUCUACCAAAUCCCCCCAAUAACCUCAACCUCCGGCUUCUCUGCCUCAGCCUGGACCAAUGCUUCCCGCCCGACGGCGCAGCAAAUCUUCACAGCACGUCUCCGCAUCCUGGAAACCUCAGUCGAAUCGAAAAUCAAAGUCGACAUCCUCCUCGAAGACCCUGCAACAGGAGACCUCUUCGCAGCAGCACCUUACACCUCACCUGCCGUGAUCCAACAAGCGAAUGAUUCUUCGAGGUUCUUUGCGAUUAGGGUUGUAGGGGAGAGAGGGAUGAAAGCUACACUGGGAUUGGGGUUUGAGGAUCGGAGUCCGGCGUUUGAUUUUGGGAUUGCGUUGGUGGAGGCGAGGAAAGUUCUUGGGAUGGAUGCUAAUGGUGGGGUGGGCAGUUCGCGGGAGAGGGAAGAAAAAUUGAGGAAGAAGAUGGAGGGGGAUUUGAAGAAGGAUUUUAGUUUGAAAGAGGGGGAGAAGAUUCAUGUUAACAUUGGGAGGAGGGGGCAAGGGAAGCAAGUGGAAGAAGCAAAUGGUGGACAGCAAGAGAAUGAUGGUGCUGCGUUGUUUUCUAUUGCGCCGCCGCCACCACCCGCUGCAGCAGCAGGAAAGGUAGAUGCCUUUGCGACGCCUGCUGAUACGCAUGGCAAGACGGCUCAAGAGUUGGGAUUUGACGACGGAGAAUUUGGAGAGUUUCAAUGAGCUCUGCCCUGGUCGAGUUUCUGAUGCUUUCAGGAUUUUAUAUACAUUUUGCCCACCAGACCAUCGGCAAAAUGGGUCGAGGCUCAGCAGCGCUGCUCGAGGCAAUCCUUACUGUGGCCGGAAGAGGAUGAAGAGUAUGCCCAUGAUCGCAACACCAGUGGCUGCGCCUUGCAGAGCAGUAUUGGUCACAUCGACCUUACGCAUCUGGACGAUGCGCUCACUCCAGAGAUCCCGGAGAUAUUCAUCGUAGGACUCCCAGGAUCCUUUCACGACUUCUCGUGCUGCAUCCGUGAUAUACUGUUUCGGAGGCUCAAUUUCCUGCUUCGAGGGCGCCUCUGGUACAGCGCCAGCAAAUUUCGAAGCCUCUGGGGGUAAAAUUUCCGCGGCAGCAAUCGGUGGGUUGCCCGCUGCAUCAUUGCCGGUCGCAGGUAGGAUAGCGUUCAAUGGUUGCUGCGAUUCCUCCGGCACCACUUCUUUCGAAACCACGACCUGAUCGAUCUGCCUCUCCGUCUCGGGUUUCACAGAAAGUCCACCAAGCUUUCUAUCAAGUAAAGCCUCAACUCUAGCUUCCACACCAGCCUCAACAUUCCUCGUAAUCUUCUUCCUACGAUAAGGCUCAAAAAUGGCAAUCUGCGCGAGCAACAGAAGAAUAUUCACACCCAUCAGCCCGAAUGUGAUCCAGGUGCCAUUUCUCCUAAUCGUAUCACUCCAGAUCUGCUCUUCGUGGUACUGCUUUCCCCGAAGUCUCUCUAGUAAUAACCUACUAUCCUCCAACUCC